Molecule: messenger RNA, 1494 nt
Organism: Pseudomassariella vexata
Lineage: Eukaryota; Fungi; Ascomycota; Sordariomycetes; Amphisphaeriales; Pseudomassariaceae
Exons: 1
Coding region: 1-1494 (497 amino acids)
Source: RefSeq, a predicted model, not a curated record
AUGUCGUCCAACGCCUCAUCUUGGCGCCGUCCCGCCGGCGGCAAUGCUGGUGGUGAUUCGCGAGCUGGCGGCCCUCCUAGCAACCCAUCCGCUGGGGGAGGAGCGCAAGGUUCCAACUAUGGAGUAGGUCGCGGCGGUGAUGGUCAGUCAGGUGAAUUUUCCGGCAACAAUGCCUAUGGAAACCAGCGAUCCAACUACAGAGGCCGCGGUGGUCGUGGUGGCGGUCGAGGCUUCCGUGGCCGGGGCAGAGGCGGUCGCGGCGGUCGGGAUCGCGAUUUCUACAGCGGUAGACGCCAGGAUGAUGAAUUUGGCCCGGAUGUGGAUGAGGCCGACCUCUACCAGAAGCGUGAGAUUACUCGUCAUUUCUGGGCUGAAGAGGCCGGGAGCGCCGAUGCAACCCACAGCUCGACUUUCCACGAUUCGAUUCGGCACCAAGGUCAGCUGUCUUACAUGCUCCUCUUCUCGGGCGCCAACCCGCGUUGGCAAUCGGACAACAUUGUCUUUGCCAAGUCCCACCUGAAGCUGCUGCCAGAGUACGAGGCCAAGAAAGCCGAGUAUGGUCCUUGGGAGGUUACCAAGGCAAGACAGGAAUCCAAGGCGGCUGCAUCCGACGGAGCUGAUGCCGGCGGCUUCAACCCUGACCCUGAGCAACCCCCCCAGGAAAGUGACGAGAAGCCGAUGUCUGAGGAUGCUACCGAAGGUACCAAGCAGCCGGCCGUCGAGGGCAUUAAGGAAAGCCCAGUCGAGGGCACCGGGGAGAAGACUGCCGGGGAGAAGACUGCCGAGGAGAAGGCUGCUCAGGCCACCAAAGACAAGACGAUUGAAGGCUCCGCGAAAAAAGCCGAGACGGCCACCGACGCAGCUGCUACCGGAGCUUCAACUCAAGAUGCUGCACCAACUGAGCCUGCACCCCCUCGACGAUUCGCGAGAUUUGGAGCUCAAGACAUCCGACUGCUUCCUCCUGAGGAGCAAUACCCCGAGCCUGAACCCGAGCCCGAGGAACCCGUCUACCCCAGCAUCCAGCCCAUCGACUACAUCCCCAACGAGCACCCGCCGAUUGCCGUCUUCGCCGAGCGCCGAAGAGUGGCCAAGGACACAUUCUUCUUUGUCGGCUGGUUCAAGGUGGCUCGAGUCAAUGUUUUGUCCCCUCUCUCGGCUGAGCUUGUUCGCAUGCAGCAGCAGAAGUGGGAGCAGCGAGCUCGCCACCAGCGUGAUGCCGGUGCUUGGCAAGCGGCCAUGAACCAGGAGUGGUCGGUGGUCAAGUUCGAGAAGCUGGCCGAUGAUGUCGCGCCGCCGCCUCCGGUUAUUGAGAAGAUGGCGCCGCCGCCUAGUGAGAGAGAAGGCGACAAGGAGACCAAGGGAGUCAACGACCAGCUGCAGGACAUGCGAUAUGGCAACGAGAAGCAGGACGCCCUUCCUCUGACCACCUCUGAGGACAAAGUUGCCGUUGAGGGCGAAGAGAACGUCACACCCAGUCAGGCGACGGAGGUCUAG